CUUGGUGACAGCACAGAGGGAGGGAGUAUAAAAGGUCAGCUCUGGGGGGGUUUAGUCAGGACAAGAGGAAUUUGGUGUAACUACACAGGAUAUAUUACAAGCUUGCAGAUCAUGGGGGACUUUGACGCAGUUCUGAAGUACUGGGGACCAGUGGAAGCAGACUACACUGGCUAUGGGAGCCUGGUUUUGAACCGUUUAUUCACGGAGCACCCGGAGACCCAGAAGCUGUUCCCCAAAUUUGUCGGCAUCCCUCAGGGUGAGCUGGCCAGUAGCUCUGCUGUUGCUGACCAUGGAGCCACCGUGCUAAAGAAACUGGGCGAACUGCUGAAGGCCAAAGGCAACCAUGCUGCCAUUCUCAAACCUCUGGCCAACAGCCAUGCAACAAAGCACAAGAUCCCCAUUAACAACUUCAAGCUGAUCUCUGAGGUCAUCGUUAAAGUCUUUGCAGAGAAGGCUGGACUCGAUGCCGCUGGACAACAGGGCCUGAGGAACGUGAUGAGCAAGGUCAUCGCUGACCUUGAGGUCAGCUACAAAGAGCUGGGCUUCACAGGCUGAGACUGACUUACUACUCUUCCAUACAGAGCUAAAGACAUGAAAAAUAUCCACAUGCAAAUGAUUUAUAGGGAAAUUAAAAGCCUCAAUCUGUAUGUUACACUUUCUGGAAUCAGUUUGAUUCAGAGUUGCUUGGUUUACUGUAUUCAACUGCUUUACACCUAGUGUCACUCAGAAAUUAACAGCUUUGUGUUUCAGCUAAAUAAAAUUCUUGAACU
Maylandia zebra (zebra mbuna) is the source of this 770-nucleotide messenger RNA. RefSeq names its product myoglobin (gene mb). Gene Ontology annotation, biological process: oxygen transport. The record is from RefSeq and is a predicted model, not a curated record. NCBI's taxonomy places the organism in Eukaryota, Metazoa, Chordata, Actinopteri, Cichliformes, Cichlidae. Gene Ontology annotation, molecular function: heme binding; oxygen binding. Gene Ontology annotation, cellular component: extracellular exosome.